GUGUCCAGCCACAUCCAGGUUCUAGCUCGGAAGAAGGUGCGGGAGUACCAGGUUGGCAUCAAGGUCUCUAGCCACUUGCAGGUUCUUGCCCGGCGGAAAUCUCGUGAGAUUCAGUCCAAGCUGAAGGCCAUGAACUUGGACCAGGUCUCAAAGGAUAAGGCUCUGCAGAGCAUGGCUUCCAUGUCCUCCGCGCAGAUCGUGUCAGCCAGCGUCCUCCAGAACAAGCUCAGCCCCCCUCCUCCUCUUCCUCAGGCCGUCUUCUCUGCUGCCCCCAGGUUUUGGAGUGGGCCUAUCCCAGGACAGCCUGGACCCUCUCAGGACAUUAAACCGUUUGCACAACCAGCUUACCCCAUCCAGCCACCCAUGCCUCCAUCACUAGCCAGUUACGAGCCCCUGGCUCCGCUCCCACCAGCCGCCUCGGCCGUGCCCGUCUGGCAGGACCGCACCAUCGCCUCCGCCAAGCUGCGGCUCCUCGAGUACUCCGCCUUCAUGGAGGUGCCUCGGGACGCCGAGACGUACAGCAAACACCUCUUCGUGCACAUCGGCCAGACCAACCCCUCGUACAGCGACCCGCUGCUGGAGGCCGUGGACAUCCGCCAGAUCUACGACAAGUUCCCCGAGAAGAAAGGGGGUCUCAAGGAGCUCUAUGAGCGUGGCCCCCAGAACUCCUUCUUCCUCGUCAAAUUUUGGGCGGACCUGAACAGCACGAUCCAGGACGGGCCAGGGACUUUCUACGGUGUCAGCAGCCAGUACCGAACUGCAGAGAACACCAAGUGGUGCUCCUUUGGGAAGCAGGUUGUGGAGAAGGUGGAGGUGAGUNNCGCGCGCGUGAAGAGCGGCCGCUUCGUGUACCGCAUCCACCGCUCCCCCAUGUGCGAGUACAUGAUCAACUUCAUCCACAAGCUCAAGCACCUCCCGGAGAAGUACAUGAUGAACAGCGUCCUGGAGAAUUUCACCAUCCUGCAGGUUGUUACCAACAGGGAUACCCAGGAGACCUUGCUCUGCAUCGCCUUCGUUUUCGAGGUGUCCACCAGCGAGCACGGCGCCCAGCACCACGUGUACAAGUUGGUCAAGGACUAG
Messenger RNA from Merops nubicus (carmine bee-eater), 1080 nucleotides. Its product is annotated as transcriptional enhancer factor TEF-5-like. Lineage: Eukaryota; Metazoa; Chordata; Aves; Coraciiformes; Meropidae. Gene Ontology annotation, molecular function: RNA polymerase II cis-regulatory region sequence-specific DNA binding; DNA-binding transcription factor activity, RNA polymerase II-specific. The record is from RefSeq and is a predicted model, not a curated record. Gene Ontology annotation, cellular component: transcription regulator complex. Gene Ontology annotation, biological process: regulation of transcription by RNA polymerase II; embryonic organ development; hippo signaling.